This is a messenger RNA of Pyrenophora tritici-repentis Pt-1C-BFP, 168 nucleotides long. The record is from RefSeq and is a predicted model, not a curated record. NCBI's taxonomy places the organism in Eukaryota, Fungi, Ascomycota, Dothideomycetes, Pleosporales, Pleosporaceae.
AUGACUUCAUCAAUCACACUCUCCAGCUUGAGUAUAGCGAAAAUUAUCGCAAGGGUACACGCCUCAUGGACCAAGAGCUCUACUACUUUGGGCAAACGAAAGCGUCAUGAGGACGACACCACAGCGUCCGAGGACAAGGAGCAAGCCAGCCUAGAGACGAAGAAGUAG